AUGGAGGCACAGAAGCAGCCUGGUUUUACAGUUGCACUAGCAGAUCGACCAGUUUCAACCUCUUCUCUUCAGCCUGCGCAGGGUUCUUCAGAUCUUGGCCAAGGCAGUUCGAUUCCUCAACAGGAACAAGCGCUGCCCCAACCCGUGUACCUAAAAGCCCUCACCAUACCACUGUAUCCGCCCAUCCAGGCGGGAUGCUUUCAGCCAAACAGUCAGCUAGUGACUGGCAGGAACUGUGUAAAUCUAGACAGCAGUAACUUACCUGUAAUCCUGAAUCCACUUGUUCCUUCAGAAGGCACGGAUCAGCCUCAGUCAGUUUUUCAGAAACAACUUGGUCAAACUCUAACAUUGAACAUAGUGAGCGCUUUACCAGUUUUAUCAUCACCGAAUUCUUGUGUAAAUGCGCCUAUUGGAAGCCCAGGAAAAUCAAAAAAAGCUGGGAAAUAUAUUUGCAAACACUGUGGACGAGAUUGUUUGAAGCCAAGUGUCCUUGAGAAACAUAUUCGCUCUCACACAGGAGAGAGGCCCUUUCCAUGCACCACUUGCGGUAUUGCAUUUAAAACUCAAAGCAAUUUAUAUAAACACAGAAGAACUCAAACGCAUGUCAACAACACCAGGCUGCCCUCAGACUCUGACAACAGCGGCCUAUUGGAGCAAAAUGAGAAAUCAACAGAGAGCAUCACCUCACAUCAAGGCAGCAAACUACUUAGCAGCACCUGUGAAGACAAGGAGAUGCAGAGGAAACAAAUGAGUUCAGAGGCCAGUACAGUCACGGACACUAAGAAACUGCCGGCAACAAGCAAUUCAUCACUUGCUUCAGAAAAUCAAGAAUCAACAAACCAGUCCUUUACUCCAAAGGCUAAUCAGGGGGUUCCUGAAAGAGAACCUCGAAGUUUAUCAUCUCCAGGAGCUUCGCCAAACGGGCAGUGCCAGAGAAAAAAGAUACAGGAGCAAAGAACGCAAACUGCCAAUAAGCAUAUUCAGUUGCAAAGGCAGCAAGCAACCUCUUCGGAAAAGCAGUGGGAUUACAAGCCAUUUGACUGCAAGCUAAAGAAGUGUGAGAGCACUGACUCAGGGUAUCUGUCACGCUCUGACAGUACAGAACAACAGAUGGCAUCAUCCAGCCCGUUGCACAGUCUCUAUGAGUACAGCACAGAACUGGAAAAUGAAACUGCCUUCAGCAGCUUAAGGUGUACCUCCGGAAGCAAUGCAAAGCUAGAUGCAGCAGAGAAAGCUACAGCCUUGAUGCUAGAGAAAAAGAAGCUGGAAGAACACAUUGCAAAACUUAUUUCUCAUAACAAAAGUGUGGUGGAUGAUACCCAGUUAGACAACGUUAGGCCCAGAAAAACUGUCCUUUCUAAACAGGGAAGCAUUGAUCUGCCAAUGCCUUAUACAUACAAAGACUCCUUCCAUUUUGACAUCAGAACUUGUGAUGUAAAUAGGAAAAAGAACCUUUCCCUUUGUUCAGCAAAAUCUACCUUUGCACCCCUAGAAAAAUGCAAGCCCAUGUUUUUUCAUUCAGUCCCCACCCAGUUCUCCACAACGAUAGAUACGGUGCCGGUUACACGAAGCAACUCUCUGCCGUUUGUGGAAGGCACAAGAAUGGCACAUGACAAAGCAGGUUGCUCAAAACCACUUUCUCUUACUAAGCAGUCUGCAAAUGCAGGCACUGCUAGUUUGCUGCCUAGCAACAAUCUCGCUGCAAAUUCAGUGGAUUUUCCUAACAGCCAUCCCCGGGCUCUAGUCAGACAAGCAGCAGUGGAUGAUUUGCCACUAAGUAACGUGGUUGAUCAUCCUCCUCCAUUGGAGGAGUUGCAAAGGAGUAAAAAGCUUGGGGCUGGAGAAGUAAUCAGUGCUAAGAACAAGAAACACAAUCAAAGGAAGUUAAAGAUGUUCUCUCAAGAAAAAUGGCAAAUGUACGGAGAUGAAACAUUUAAGAAAAUCUACCAAAAAAUGAAGAGCAGUCAAAAUGCCAAGAAAAUUAAACAAAGGGGGAAUAAGAUUGCAGAUACUAGUAGCUUCACUCCUGAUUCAAAGGAAUCACUCAGCAGUACUGAAAUUACUGAGGAAAGAGGUGGCAGGAGCUCUGUAAGUGACAGUCUUUCCUCCCUUGUGGCAACAGGUUCAAACACUGGUAAAUCAGAAACCUGUACUAAUGGUAGUCAUAUUCUACAGAAUGCGUCCUCCGAGGAAACUGCAGGCAGUUUAACCUGUGUGAUGGAGACAUCACAUUCCAUAAACACUAGGGCACAUACUGUAAUGAGCAAAACUUCCCAAGACCUCAGUGGCAGUGACACAGAUACACACACAGCUGGCAACAGCACGUUACGAGCUCCAAGCAGUUGUGAGCUCAGGCUUCAAAAUCCUCAGUGUCAGCUGAACACUAACAGAAGGAGUGAUGACUGCUUGCCAGUAGAGAGUGGCAAAUGGGAAAAACCAAGCCCUGGGAAAGAAUCCAGUACAUUUGAAUCAGAGUGCAGAAGCACUUCAAACAAUGAUGGAAACUGUAGCAAGAAUAAGGAAACUGGCCCGCAUGCCCUGAUGCCCCCGUGGGUCCAUUGCACCAACAACAGAGGAGCUGCAGGGAAAUCCCGGAAUCUACCAUCAGAAAGAAAAAAGCUGAAACUGGAAGUGGAGAAGACUCAAAACAUUAUUUCAACGUCCUGUCCUAGUCCCAGUAGUGAAAACAAUGCAGUAAAUGAAGCGGAGAGAGUCUAUUGCACUACCGCUCAGUGUCUUUCCACAGCACCAGUGAAAUUCUCCAGUAAGGCAGAGGAGCAAAAAUUAAGCACAGGAAAUAAUGAAUCCACUGGAGGUACUGAGAAUGUGGAGUAUAUAAAAACAAUCAAACUCCCCACAAAAGUCCUUAAUUAUAGUGAUGUGAACCUUCUUUCCCAUUCAGCAGGUAUCUCAAAAGCUUCGUUCGUGGGAUUUUUAGGGCCUGAACUGAGGGGAAGUGACUGCAAUUCUUUUGCCUUGCAAAAUGCAACAGUUAAAGAUGUCAAAACAUGUCUUGUGAAAACAGGAGCAGAAGUAUCACUUUUCAAUGACAGUGCUGUUGACAUGCCUUCUAAAAUUCAUCAUCUGCAAUCUGGUCGUUUAACUCCAGUCCCACAACGAAAUGCCUUUUCUCCAAAAUAUAUCCUUAAAUUGCCGCAGGACAAGACAGCCUCGGAUGUGUCGCUUUCACUCAGAUCAGACCAGCAGAUUACACCUUGCACAUCUGUGACAGACACCUUAACCACCCCCCCCUGCUCUUCCAACAGCGGGUCACUCAGCUCUCAUUCUAAUAAUGUGUUAUGGUCGCCUUUAAGAUUUGAAGUGAGACAAAAGGCCAGCAAAGGAGAGCUACAAUGGAACAUACAUGCAAACUGGGAAACUCCAGUAUUUUCUUCACCAGUCCAUUCAGAAACAACAAAUAUCUUAACCACAGCAGAUAACACCUUUUAUAACCAAAACUUCAGGCAGCAGGAUAUUGUAAGAGAUGCUUGGAAAACCAAACAGAACAAAAAUAAGUUAAACUAUCAAAGGCAAACAGAAGAGAAGUGGAUGAGCAUAACUACUUCUUCUACACAGACCCCAAAGAAGAAAAUAUGCUUUACUUCCAUGUGUACAAGUGGUUUUUUCAUAUCGGCUGACGUCAAAGAAGAGAGGAAGGUUUUACAUCAUCUUUGCUCAGGAAGUGACUCUCUGAUAAUGAUGUCAGCUUCUAGCAAGGGUGCAGAAUCAACAGUCAUGGGACGAGACAGAGGUGGAAGUCCAUGCAUUCUUAAGGACAUUUCACCAACAUUGCAGGAUACACAGCAUUCCCAGAGCUCAACAGACAACCCCACUCAUUUUUGCCAUUCUUUUGGCACUUUUUAUUGCCACACUCUCACCACUGACUGUAAAGAAUUCCCACUGCUACCCCAGAAAAAUCUGACUUGCUACUCUGGAAGUUUCACAGUAUCAAGCACAAAGAGCACCUUCCCGUCGCUAAAUUCCGAACCUCGAUUAACUUGGUGUUGUUUAACGAGGAGCCUUCCUCUGCCUGCUGAGCAGAAGGGGAAUACAGACUCUGCUUAUUCCUCCAUGCACACCUGUGACAAGGAACCUAGCAAUGAAUGCACAUUGUCAAAAUACGAUAUUUCCAUUUUCAAAAUGAAAAAUAUUAGCAAGACUGUGGCAUAUGGCUUAACAAACAGGAGUUUAAAAACAUUGGUUUCAUCCUUUUCUAAAGGACAACAGGUGCAGGAGUUAAGCUCAGCAGCUCCUGGUGGUGCUUUCAAAAAUAUUUCAGAGCAAAAGAAGAAAACCGUAGUUUGCAAAAAGGAAAACUCAACAAAUAAACUCAAGAGGAGCCACAAGCAGAAGAAGAUUAAAUUCACCUCAAAAUGGUACAGAGGGAGGCACAUACAUCGACACGCUCAGUUGAAAAUUAACCGACUAAGCAAGCGGCACUGUUUUCCCAGUAGAACACUGGAUGCUUUGAAAAAAGGUUAUUCAUCACAACCCUGUAAAUUUAAUAAGAAGUGCCAUUCUCCUCAAUCAAAGGUACAAGAAAAUUACCUACACCAGCAAAAAGACACAUCUUGUUCCACCUCAGACAAGCCACUUUGCAGAAGAAAAAAAGAAGAAAAGAAUAACUCAGGAGUAUUUUUGCAUACUGAAAAUCUAAACCAUGUUAAACAAAAAGACAAAAUGGAUAAAAAAGACAUUUCUGGGCAAAUCAGGGAACACACAAGAACGAGCUUCUCUCUCCAGAACAUUACAGCUCCUCUGGAAAUAUCUAUGACAGCUCAUUCCUUUUCAUCCGCAGUUAAUACAGCCAUGCAGCAAGUGAACAGUGAUGUGGAAAUCUGCUGUUCAGUGACACAACCGCUUGUGCUUCAGCGAUCAGUUCCACGGGAGUCACAGCCAAACAUUCAGAGUGACUCAACGGCAUCUUCUUUUUCCUCUUGCCCUUCUCGUUUCACAAACACAGGCACAAACGACCAACUCGACAGCACAAACUCAGAGACUACUCGCCCUCUUUCCUUACAUCUAGAUGCAAGCCAGAAAAACCUACUAAAUGUAGAGUCAGAGAGUCAAAGAUUUGGUACAUUAGACCCGGUGAUCCAGGCCUCAGGAAGGGAGAAUCCUCCAACUGAAGAAAACACAUAUCCAUCUCCAAAAGAAAACUCAGCUGCCGGUUCCCAGCCUGGAUGUUCACGCUCACUCGGAUCAAAAGCAGAGUCUCUUCCCGAGUCAGUCACAAGGGCCAAAUUACCCGGUACAGAAUACACAGACCGGCCAAACUUUUCCCAAAAAAUCCUCGACUUUCACGGCAGUGCAGACAAGAACGGGACCCACCCGCAGCCCAGCAGCUACGGCAGGCCCCACGAAACAGUUACCACUACCUAUAAAAAGCCCGCGAUUGCUCCCAGGUCCCCUGAGUUCAACUCUUACUCCUCAACACCUUCCAAGACAUAUAAAAAGAGAGGCUUAGAGAUGAUGAGGAAGCAAACCAGGGUGGAGUAUGAUGACACUAGCAGCGAUGAUGAAGACAGGCUUGUUAUAGAAAUAUAG
This is a messenger RNA of Tauraco erythrolophus (red-crested turaco), 5547 nucleotides long. RefSeq names its product zinc finger protein 831 (gene ZNF831). Lineage: Eukaryota; Metazoa; Chordata; Aves; Musophagiformes; Musophagidae. The record is from RefSeq and is a predicted model, not a curated record.